Clupea harengus (Atlantic herring) is the source of this 578-nucleotide messenger RNA. It is a transcript of the gene snrpf, whose product is annotated as small nuclear ribonucleoprotein polypeptide F. Lineage: Eukaryota; Metazoa; Chordata; Actinopteri; Clupeiformes; Clupeidae. The record is from RefSeq and is a predicted model, not a curated record. Gene Ontology annotation, cellular component: pICln-Sm protein complex; catalytic step 2 spliceosome; U1 snRNP. Gene Ontology annotation, molecular function: RNA binding. Gene Ontology annotation, biological process: mRNA splicing, via spliceosome; spliceosomal snRNP assembly.
CAAUUCCCAGGGUUAAAGGUUACACGGAAGUUCAUUCGGCGGCAAGGCGUGAGGGUAAUUCAUUGUAGCCUGCAAAGAACAACAGUGUUAGGUGAAAAUAGAGAACUUCGUCACAUUUAAGCAGAAAUGAGUUUACCGCUGAAUCCGAAGCCAUUCCUGAACGGCCUAACCGGCAAACCGGUUAUGGUCAAACUGAAGUGGGGAAUGGAAUACAAAGGUUACCUCGUAUCCGUAGAUAGCUACAUGAAUAUGCAGCUGGCAAACACAGAGGAGUAUGUAGACGGAGCGUUAGCGGGACAUCUGGGAGAAGUUUUGGUUCGGUGUAACAAUGUUCUGUACAUCCGAGGAGUGGAGGAGGAGGAGGAGGACGGAGAAAUGAGAGAAUGAUGAAGACACAUCACCCCCCUACACACACACACACACACACACAUACCUACCACAACUGCUGAAAUUACUUUUUUUUUUAUGUCAUUCUCUGUGGACUGUUUUUGACUGGUUUUGGACUGUUUCUUUAAAAAUUGACUUUUUUGAUGUUGUUGACCUUGAAAAUAAAUGAUGGUGAUUAUGUUUUUCCUAUA